UGGUCAGCCUUGUUCAGCGAUGUGCCCCCCACUUCUUCCGUGACUGUCCCCUCACCCUUUUCACUUCACUUUACAUCUUCAUAGAUCCCUAUCAAAUUUGCACCCAUUUUCAGUAUAAAAACUAGAAAUCCCAACAAGAAUUGAUCUAUAUAUUCAAUAGUUAUCAUGUUUACUCCAAAACCCUCUUCAAGAUUUGUCCUUUUUACCUUAAUACUUCUUCUCUUGCUCAGCUUUUUGGCUCCAUCAAUUUCUUCUGAGCUUGACUUAGAUGAUGAAGAUGGUGAUGACAUGGAAGGUUUGGAAGAACUCAUAGCAUUGGAUGAAGAAGAAGAUUUGCAGCAAAAACCGGAAGGGGCGCAUCAUGAGAAGCAAUCUGAAGCUGAGUUUGUAAGUAAGGCACAAAGAAUAGUACUUGAGCUUAAUAAUGACAAUACUAAGAGGGCAAUUGAUGGAAAUGAGUAUGUUUUGGUUCUGGGUUACACUCCCUGGUGCGCCAGGAGUGCGGAGUUAAUGCCGAAAUUUGCUGAGGCUGCUACUGCUCUCAAAGAAUUGGGGAGUCCGCUUUUGAUGGCGAAGAUUGAUGCUGAACGAUACCCUAAAGUUGCUUCUACUCUCGAGAUCAAAGGGUUCCCGACUUUGCUUCUGUUUGUCAAUGGCACUUCUCAACCUUACACUGGUGGAUUCUCCGCGGAAGAACUUGUUAUCUGGGCAAGGAAGAAGACAGGUGUACCUAUUAUUAGAAUUAGCUCAGAUGCUGAAGCAAGACACUUUCUCAAGAAGCAUACCAUGUUUGUGGUUGGUGUGUUUGAGAAAUUUGAGGGACCUGAUUAUGAUGAAUUUACAAAAGCAGCUGAAAUGGACAAUGAAAUUCAGUUUGUGGAAACUAACAAUGCAGAAUUUGCCAAGCACCUCUUCCCUGAUUUUAAGCCAACCAGACUUUUCCUUGGUCUAGUUAAAAGUGAGCCAGAGAAAUACACUGAUUAUGAAGGAAUCUUCAGUACAGAUGGAAUCUUACAGUUUUUGGAUGAUAACAAGUUCCCCUUAACUACAGUACUUACUGAACUUAACGCUGCUAGAGUUUACUCCAACACAAACAAACUUCAGGUGUUGAUAAUUGCUGAGCCUGAUGACUUCAAGAAACUUGUGGAACCUUUGCAAGACGUUGCAAGAAAGUUCAAAUCAAAGAUAAUGUUCAUAUUUGUAGAUAUUAGAGAGGAAAAUCUUGCAAAGCCCUUCCUCAGUAUGGUUGGUCUAGAAGAAUCAAAAGACUCCGUGGUAGUAUCUUUCAACUACAGUAGCAGCUUGAAGUACUUGUUGGAGUCAGAUACCACACCAACAAGCAUAGAAGACUUUUGUUCAGGUCUUCUGAGUGGAACUGUGUCACCAUACUACAAAUCACAACCAAUUCCUGAUAACAAGAACAUGAGCAUUCUGACAGUUGUUGGUAAGACCUUUGAUGAAUUGAUCCUGAACAGUCCCGAAAACAUUCUUCUAGAGAUAUACACACCAUGGUGCAUAAAUUGUGAAACCACAAGCAAGCAAAUGGAGAAGUUGGCCAAGCAUUUCAAAGGUUUGGACAACUUGAUCUUUGCAAGGAUAGAUGCUUCCCUAAAUGAACAUCCGAAAUUACAGGUUGAUGACUAUCCAACUCUUCUCUUCUACUUAGCAGAUGACAAGACUAAUCCAAUACCACUUCCUACAAAAUCAAGCACAAAAGAAUUGGCUGCUCUCAUCAACAAGAAUUUGAAAGAAUACAGCCGUGAAAUUAGAGAUGAACUAUAGGAAACAGUUUCAUGCAGGGACAAGCUAAUUAGUUUGAAGACGAGGAGAAUUAUACAUCAUAUAUAUGAUACCUGCCGGUUAUAUGAGUAGAUAUUUCAGAGAGUUGAGAUAGAGGUCAACAGUUGAGUAAACAGUUGAGCAUAUUGACGUGAACAUUUCUGUAACCCCAUCCAAAACCUGAAUUUAAAUACAUAGUAUACUAUUACAUGUAUUUGGAGCAUAUUGUAUGAUUUAAAAUGUUGGGAUUACAUCACAUGUUGAUGCUUAUAUCUAGUGCUCAAUCAACUUUGAGUUGAAUAACAAGUCAAGUUUGCAUG
Molecule: messenger RNA, 2099 nt
Organism: Solanum tuberosum (potato)
Lineage: Eukaryota; Viridiplantae; Streptophyta; Magnoliopsida; Solanales; Solanaceae
Product: protein disulfide isomerase-like 1-6
Exons: 12
Coding region: 166-1782 (538 amino acids)
Biological process (GO): response to endoplasmic reticulum stress; protein folding
Cellular component (GO): endoplasmic reticulum
Molecular function (GO): protein disulfide isomerase activity
Source: RefSeq, a predicted model, not a curated record